This is a messenger RNA of Nerophis lumbriciformis (worm pipefish), 1062 nucleotides long. Lineage: Eukaryota; Metazoa; Chordata; Actinopteri; Syngnathiformes; Syngnathidae. The record is from RefSeq and is a predicted model, not a curated record.
AUGCUCGCAUUGGAGGCCGUGGAGGCCCUGUGCUCAGGGCCCUCGUUUCUGAUGGCUGACCCAAUGGGGCCCCUUCUGGACCAAGAUGAAGAGGAAGCGCUUUCACCCUCCUCCUCGCUCAGUGGCGAGGUCCCUGCUUCGCCCCCGCUCUCCCUAUCCUUGUCCCCUUAUCACACCUUUCUGCCGCCCUCCUCCCCACCUUCUGGUCACCCCUCCACCUCCUCCUUCCUGGAAGCAAAGGCAGUCUCCGACGGGAGUCCUCUGCCCUGGCUGACGGCUGGCGGCCUGCUACACGACCAUGUGGGAAUGGACCACGCCCAAGACGACGCCUUCGCGGGCAUGGACUGGAUGUCGGAGAAGAUCGAUCUCGGCGACUUUGACCUAGAGUCGCUCAUUGGCUCCUGCUCGUCGGACGAGUCCCCCGCCUCACCUGAGGAGCUCCUGGCGUGCCUCCACUCCCACGUGGAUCUGGAUCCAGAGCCUUUCCAGGCUGCUCCCACUGAAGAAGAGCCAGAGCCCCUCGCCAGCUCUGUGGAAGUGGUCAUGAAGUCUGAACCCUGCUCUCCAGCUCCGCCUCCCUCACCGGGGUUCUCUGAGAGUGAGACCGACACAAAGUCACCCCUCACCGCCAUUAUUGAACCCCUGCCAGAGGUCUCUCUGGAGACCCCGACUUCGCCGCCCAGCGAUUGUGACAGCGACUCUGGCAUUGAGUCGUCCGCUGGCUCCCCCCGCGCCAAACCAUAUGCCAGGCCCGAUGCUUUGUCCACAUCUUUCUCCCAGUCCCUGAAAGCCAAGGUUAAGUCGUCAUCUGGUGCGCCCAAGUUGGUUGAGAAGAAGCUGAAGAAGAUGGAGCAGAACAAGACGGCGGCCACACGCUACCGUCAGAAGAAGCGUGUUGAGCAGGAGCAGCUAACCGUGGAACGUGAGGCGCUGGAGACCAGGAACAGAGAGUUGGCCGAGCGAGCAGAUGCCAUCAGCCGUGAAAUCCAGUACCUCAAAGAUCUGAUGGAGGAGGUCCGCAAGCACCAUCGCGGAAAGAUGAACACCGCAGGGGCCAAAUGA